GUGCCUUGUGUGGGUUACCCGGCUGUCUCGUCUGGUUUCGUUUAGCCUGCGAUCGGAGCAUAGAGAGGGAAAAAAAAACUUUAAGAGACGACAACAACAACAAAACCAGUUAAACGACAAGGUAAACAAACCGACAAGUCUUGUUGUGCAACCGUGUGAGCUGCUCAGGGUGUAAAAUGGUUACGAGUUAUAAAGAGAAGGUGCAAUCGCUCACGUCUGAACAGAUCGUGUCGCAGUUUGACGUUACACCGCUUGCGUCAACCACUGGUAAGCCAACAUCCCAAGGGUCUUCCAACGGUGAUGAGAUCCUCUCUGGGCACGAUGAGGAGCAGAUCAGAUUGAUGGAGGAGCUGUGUAUUGUCUUGAACUACGAGGACGAACCUGUUGGUGCUGCCACCAAGAAGACGUGCCACAUCAUGAAGAAUAUCCAAGAUGGGCUCUUGCACAGGGCGUUUAGCGUGUUCCUGUUCAACGAUGAGGGUAAGCUGCUCUUACAGCAACGUGCCACUGAGAAGAUCACAUUCGCCGAUAUGUGGACAAACACAUGUUGUUCUCAUCCGUUAGCGGUCCAUUCUGAGAUGGGGAAGGCUGGUGAUUUAUCCUCGUCUGUUCAAGGUGCGCGUGUUGCGGCCCAGAGAAAGCUGGACCAGGAACUGGGUAUCGACGCCAAAUACGUCCCUUUGGACGACUUCAAGUUCUUGACAAGAAUCCACUACAUGGCUCCUAGUAAUGGACCAUGGGGCGAACACGAGAUUGACUACAUCUUCAUCAUCAGGGCCAACCCAGUGCUGGUUCCAAACGCCAACGAAGUUAGAGAUCUCAAAUACGUCAGCGCUGAGGAACUCAAGGAGAUGUUCAAAGACGAAAGCUUGGUGUUCACACCGUGGUUCAAGCUCAUCUGUGAGAGCUAUCUCUUCAAAUGGUGGGACCAAUUGGACAGUCUAGACCAGUUCAAGAGUGAAGGUAUCGACCGUCUCUUAUAGAUCACACAGACACACUCUCUCAUACUCAUAUAAUGUAAUGCAUACCAAUGUUCUCUACCUAUUAG
Messenger RNA from Williopsis jadinii, 1048 nucleotides. It is a transcript of the gene IDI1, whose product is annotated as isopentenyl-diphosphate delta-isomerase IDI1. Bases 177 to 983 code for a protein of 268 amino acids. Gene Ontology annotation, molecular function: isopentenyl-diphosphate delta-isomerase activity. Gene Ontology annotation, cellular component: cytoplasm. The transcript has a single exon. Lineage: Eukaryota; Fungi; Ascomycota; Saccharomycetes; Phaffomycetales; Wickerhamomycetaceae. Gene Ontology annotation, biological process: isoprenoid biosynthetic process; isopentenyl diphosphate biosynthetic process. The record is from RefSeq and is a predicted model, not a curated record.